AUGGCGUUCGGCGAGAAAGUAGUCCUGGACGGAGCGAGCUUUAAGGUUCGACGAGGCGAGGCGGUCGGGAUCAUCGGACCGAGUGGGACUGGGAAAUCCACCGUGCUGCGCAUCAUGGCUGGGCUAUUGAUACCGGACGAGGGCGAAGUGUACAUCCGAGGCAAACGCAGGAAAGGGUUGGCGAGCGACGAGGCGCAUCCAGAGUUGCACGUCGGAAUGGUGUUUCAGUCCUCGGCGCUGUUCGAUUCUUUGACGGUGGGUGAAAAUGUUGGAUUUAAGUUAUACGAGCACAGCGACUUGCCCAAGGCGAAGGUUGAGCGAGCAGUGAAAAAGAGUCUAGCGGCGGUUGGAUUGCCGGGGUGCGAGGACAAGUACCCGGCGCAGCUUUCGGGAGGGAUGAAGAAGCGCGCGGCGUUGGCCCGCGCGAUUAUCAAAGAAGAGCGUGAGAGCGAUGAUGACCCAAUCGAGGAGGUGGUGAUGUACGACGAACCGACCGCUGGAUUGGACCCGGUGGCGAGCACGGUAGUGGAGGACUUGAUGCGAUCAUUGCACUGCAAACCGGAUGAGCAUUGUGAAGUGAACGGUGGGGUGUCGAGCUACAUCGUCGUCACGCACCAGCAUAGUACGAUUCGUCGAUCGGUCGACAGAAUCGUUUUCUUACACCAAGGCAAGGUUGCGUGGGAAGGAACGGUGGAGGAAUUUGAUACGACGGACGAGCCCAUCGUGCGACAGUUCGCCACCGGUAGCCUUCAAGGGCCCAUCACGUAUUGA
This is a messenger RNA of Ostreococcus lucimarinus CCE9901, 771 nucleotides long. Its product is annotated as ABC(ATP-binding) family transporter: toluene tolerance. The transcript is spliced from 2 exons. Lineage: Eukaryota; Viridiplantae; Chlorophyta; Mamiellophyceae; Mamiellales; Bathycoccaceae. The record is from RefSeq and is a predicted model, not a curated record. Gene Ontology annotation, molecular function: ATP binding; ATP hydrolysis activity. Bases 1 to 771 code for a protein of 256 amino acids.